AAUUUUCUCAUAAAUGUGAUUUCAAUCUAAACAGAGCUAAAUCGAGUCUUUAUCCAUGUAGCUUUUUAGUUACAUUAUCAUUGUGUUAAUAUCUUCAUCUAGUAUCUUCACUUCCCUCUCUUUUUAUCAAACAAGUUUAUCCAAGUGAGACUUAUUUUGGUAUAAAAGUAAAGGUUUCCAAACAACUCAAGUUAAAUUCAUUUGAUUAUUUAAGACUCGUUUACAAGCCUCGAUUCAAAACUUUUUAGCUUUCAGAUUACAUUGUAUAUUAUUUUUUGCAACAAUGACUGAGUCAACUGUCGACCGAAUCAAUGGUAUUACUCCAAGUGCUUUGGAUCUCAUUGGUAACACUCCGUUAAUCGCUCUUGAUCGACUAUGGCCUGGACCAGGACGACUUUUGGCUAAAUGUGAGUUCCUCAAUCCUACUGCUAGUCUUAAAGAUCGUUCAUCAUAUUACAUGAUAGCCAAAGCCAAAGAAUCAGGCCAACUCAAGGAUGGUGAAUCAGUGAUAGAGGUAACCUCUGGUAAUCAAGGAGGAGGAAUAGCUUGUGUAACUGCAGUUAUGGGUCAUCCAUUCACGGUAACCAUGUCAAAGGGUAACAGUCCUCAAAGGGCAAUAAUGAUGAAUGCUUUGGGAGCCAAUGUGAUCCUUGUUGAUCAAGUAACGGGCAAACCUGGUAAUGUGACUGCUGAUGAUGUUGCUGCCGCUGAGGAGACCGCAAUGAAAAUUAGAGAAGAAACCAAUGCUUACUAUGUUGAUCAAUUCAACAAUCCUACAAAUUGUUUGGCUCAUUAUGAAACAACAGGACCAGAAAUUUGGAGACAAACAAAUGGACGAAUUGAUGCUUUCCUUGUUGGAUGUGGAACUGGAGGCUGUUUUGUUGGAACUUCCAAAUUUUUAAAAGAAAAGAAUCCAAAUGUUCGGUGUUUUGUGGUUGAACCAGAGGGUUGCCAACCCAUUGCUGGAUGCACCAUCACCAAGCCUCUUCAUUUGCUCCAAGGAUCAGGAUAUGGAUGUGUUCCUACUCUUUUUGAUAAAAAGGUUUACAAUGAUUCCAUCUCUGUAAGUGACGAAGAAGCAAUUGAAUAUCGAAAGCUUUUAGGCCAAAAAGAGGGACUUUUCUGUGGUUUUACAACAGGUGGUAAUAUCGCUGCAGCCAUAAAACUUUUGAAAUCAGGACAGUUACCAAAAGACGCUUGGGUAGUAACGAUUCUGUGUGACAGUGGUCUAAAAUAUCCAGAAUAAAUGAUAAAAUAAAAAAUUUCAAUUUUAAGUGUUACAAUGUUUUCAAUGUCAAAAUUCAAUAAAAGAUAUUAAUGUUAAACUU
This is a messenger RNA of Tetranychus urticae (two-spotted spider mite), 1328 nucleotides long. RefSeq lists its product as uncharacterized. The record is from RefSeq and is a predicted model, not a curated record. Lineage: Eukaryota; Metazoa; Arthropoda; Arachnida; Trombidiformes; Tetranychidae.